Molecule: messenger RNA, 690 nt
Organism: Pieris macdunnoughi
Lineage: Eukaryota; Metazoa; Arthropoda; Insecta; Lepidoptera; Pieridae
Source: the annotation of a GenBank genome assembly
AUGUCCUUCCAAGGCGAGUAUGCGGCCCAGGUGCUGGGCCUGGGUGCGGACGGGACCAACGCGCGGGACGGGGUAGACGCACCUCCCAGCGCGCCCACCGCGCCGCCUACGCCCCGCCCCCUCCACGAACAGACCCCGAGGGCCAUCUCGCCCAAAAAGGAGCACGGCAAGUUCAACAAUGUCGGGAGGACGUCGCAGACGCGCUUCGGCGCAGGGGGUGUGGAGGAAGAAGGCGUGCUGGACCUGCGGGCGAGGGACCCCUCCGUCAUCUCCGUGGGAUCUCAGCACUCGGGCACCUCGGAGCCGGCGGGCUAUCUCGACGCGGUCAGGUCGACCGUGUCCGUGUACUCGGGCAACUCCAACUCGAGCUCGGACAGAGACAUCUUGGACCUGUCGAUGCCGGACAAGAACUGCAUGACGGAGGUCUGCUACGUCUGCGGAGACGAGUACCGCCGAGGGGCACUCGUCAAUCUGCACACCACUUCGCCCAAGGACAAGUGUAGCAAGCAGGCGUAUUUCCCCAUCUUCGGCGAGCAGCACCCGCGACCUCCUCGGUCCAGGCCCAAAGACGCCGCGGGGACCGUCCGCGCCUGCGCCGCCUGCCACACCCACCUCGUGCACCAGUGGAACUCCUACCAGGUGGGUCCGAUCGCCAAAUCGGGGGCGUGGCCGUUAGCGCCCGCUCGCUAA